Molecule: messenger RNA, 1101 nt
Organism: Acanthosepion pharaonis
Lineage: Eukaryota; Metazoa; Mollusca; Cephalopoda; Sepiida; Sepiidae
Source: the annotation of a GenBank genome assembly
AUGUAUCUAUCUAUCUAUCUAUCUAUCUAUCUAUCUAUCUAUCUAUCUAUCUAUCUAUCUUGUACAAAUCUUGAAUUUUUGAUCGAUAUGCAUAUCUGCAUCUAUCUAUCGAUCUCUCUUUGUCUCCCAAUAAUAUAUUAUUCCAUAUGCACGUGUGAUUUUCCAAUGAGUUCCUCCACACGCGUCACAUGGACUGCCGCCAUCAAUAAUUUCUCUCGUCUUAAUCAUGUAGAAAUACCUAUCUUGGUCUAUUUUAUCUAUCUAUCUAUCUAUCUAUCUAUCUAUCUAUCUAUCUAUCUAUAUCCAUCUAUCUAUCUAUCUAAGCCCGUCAUUUCUUUCUUUCUUUUUUUCUUGCUUUCUUUCUUUCUUUCUUUCUUUCUUUCUUUCUUUCUUUCCCAGUCAUUUACAUCAUCUAUCGAUCUCCGCUUCUAUCUAUCUAUCUAUCUAUCUAUCUAUCUAUCUAUCUAUCUAUCUAUCUAUCUAUUUAAGCCCGUCAUUUCUUUCUUUCUUUCUUUCUUUCUUUCCCCCGGUCAUUUGCAUCAUCUAUUCAUCUCCGCUUCAUUUCUAUCUAUUCAUCUAUCUAUCUAUCUAUCUAUCUAUCUAUCUAUCUAUCUCUCUCUCUCUCUAUAUAUAUAUAUAUAUAUAUAUAUAUAUAUAUAUAUAUAUUUCUUUUUCUUUCUUUCUUUCUUUCUUUCUUUCUUUCUUUCUUUCUUUCUUUCUUUCUUUCUUUCUUUCCCAGUCAUUUGCAUCAUCUAUACAUCUCCGCUUCUAUCUAUCUAUCUAUCUAUCUAUCUAUCUAUCUAUCUAUCUAGUCUUCUAUCUAUCUAUCUAUCUAUCUAUCUAUCUAUCUAUCUAUCUAUCUAUCUAUGUCAGUCUGUUCGCAUCUAUCUAUCUAUCUAUCUAUCUAUCUAUCUAUCUAUCUAUCUAUGUUCGUAUCUAUCUAUAUUCGUAUCUCUCUCUCUCCUAUCUAUCUAUCUAUCUAUCUAUCUAUCUAUCUAUCUCAAGUCUUUGAAUCCUUGCUGGAGAAGAAUUAUUUUCUACUCUCCUCUCUCUCUCUCUCUCUCUCUCUCUCUCUCUCUCUCUCUCUCUCGCCAGGUCUAG